This is a messenger RNA of Eriocheir sinensis (Chinese mitten crab), 3877 nucleotides long. RefSeq lists its product as uncharacterized. Lineage: Eukaryota; Metazoa; Arthropoda; Malacostraca; Decapoda; Varunidae. The transcript has 14 exons. The record is from RefSeq and is a predicted model, not a curated record. Gene Ontology annotation, biological process: monoatomic ion transport. The coding region runs from base 49 to 2739 and encodes 896 amino acids. Gene Ontology annotation, molecular function: protein binding; extracellular ligand-gated monoatomic ion channel activity. Gene Ontology annotation, cellular component: membrane.
UUUCCUUUCAGAGAGUGGUGGUGGUGGUGGUGGGCGUGGUAGGAGAGCAUGGCGAGGCUUAGUGGAGGUGGUGGUGGUGGUGGUGGUGUAGUGGUGAUGGCGGCAGUGGUCGGGGUUGCUGUGUGUAUCCUUUUACCCAAUGGAGGAGAGUGCGUUCGAGCGUUUUCCUUCCAGCCAACAAACAUGCCUAGCCCGAUCUCCCGCGCCUGGCUCUUCCUUCAACCUCCUUUGGGAACUGGAGGAGGCGCUACCCCAUCCUCCUCCCCCAUCAGUAGUCUUAGCGUGUGUCUAUGGCUGAAGGUCAACUUUUUCCGGGAGAAGACUUACGUGUUCUCUUAUGCAACGUCGGACAAGGACAACAACGAACUCAAUAUGUCAAUCAAGGAGACGAGCAUGUUCUUGGCGGUGGGGGCCAAGUACCUGUACGGGCUGCGCAAUGCCUCCUACGUGCCCGGCAUCUGGUACCACGUCUGCGCAACCGUCAACGACUCCUUCACCCUUUAUGUUGACGGCGAGGAGCAGCCCCCGACCGAUCUGAGCCAGAGUCCCCGCAGCAUCCUCCUCAACGGCUCCCUCGUGCUGGGUCAGGAGACGGACCUGGUCAACGGCGGAUUCCAGGAGCAACAGAGCUUUUCCGGCAUCAUCACGGGCUUCAACCUCUACAGCCGCGCACUGAGUAAGCCGGAGGUGCGCGCCCUGGCCACCUGCUCGGGGUCUGGCAGCGAGGGCGACCUUCUGGCGUGGUCACGGGCGGAGUGGACACUGGAAGGGGACGUGGAGGAGCUGGAGGUACAGGAGAAGGAGUACUGCGUCAGGAGGCGUAUCUUCACCGUGUUCCCGGAGCUGAGGGUGAACAAGGAGGCGCGGCAGUGGUGCGUCAAUCUCAAGAGCAUCAUGGCCGUGCCGCGCCACGCCGACGACAACGAGAGGCUCUACGGCGCGGCGCUGCCCUUCCUCGACCAGUGCCGCCCGCCCAACCACGCCAAGGGCUUCAUGUGGCUGGGAGCGACGGACGCGGGGGAGAACGGCGUGUGGACUGACUUGGAGGGCGUUCCUCUCAACUUCACGAGCUGGAGCGGAGAUUACGCGUCGUCGGUGAGGGAAUGCGCCACGUAUCUCAUCCCGCCGGACAACCUCAAGUGGAACCACGUGUCUUGCCGCAACACCUACAGGUUCUGCUGGGCGUGCGAGGGCGAGAUGCCGGCGAUGCUCAAGAUGCGGGGCCUGUGCGAGGAUCAGGACCCGAAGGCAUCGUGGUUUGUCCUGCAUCAGCGAGAGGGACAGAAGCCAUCCUUUAGAGGCUUCACCAAGUACGUCAUCGUGCCUGAGCGGGAUGGCGAGAGCGGGCGGGAGGACUCGUGGCAGCUGGUGAACCAAUGGAUCAACAAGACCGUGGCUGUGCAUCACGCCCACGACGUGUCCUACCCGCUGGGCACGAGGGAGUGGCGCCUUGUGACGGACUACGACGUGUGCGGCGAGGAGAAAGACACACCACACCUGCUCUCCCUCUCCGCCUGCCACGACACCGAGUUCACCUGUGGGGAUGGCACCUGUGUUCCCCUGAGCCAAAGGUGCGAUCUGCGUGUCAACUGCCCCGACAACACGGACGAGAUUGGAUGCGAGAAACUCCAGCUGCCGGAAGACUACCUCGCUUCCCUCACCCCCGCCGGCGUCGACCCUGGCCCCCUCACCCUCAACCUUUCCCUGGACAUUCUUGGCUUCUCGGAGAUCAACCUCCGGGACCUGAAGCUCACAGUGGACCUCGCCACGAGCCUCUCCUGGUACGACCAACGCCUCCAGUACCGUAACCUCAAGGCCAUCCAGGAGAUCAACCACAUCCCGACGUCGGAGGUGUGGACGCCCAAGGUGGAGUACGUAAACGCAGACUUCCCCCGCAUCUCCACCACCACACCAAUCCUCAAUGUACGAAAGGAGACGGAACCCGAACCAGACGACCCCUCUGCGCCCCUGCACGCCACCUUUUCCCCGACAGAUGAGGUCUACCUGGGGCGAAGCAACCCUCUACGCCUGAACCAGAAGGUGAACGCGCCCUUCACUUGUAACAUGAACCUGCGGAACUUUCCCUUCGAUACCCAACACUGUACGCUUCUCCUCCGCCUCACCUCGGCUCGCAGCGACUUUCUCACCUGGGGACACCUGAAUGUUUCCUACCUGGGCGAGACGCUGCUGACGGAGUACGAGAUCGGCACGGUGCUGGCGGCUAAGCGGGAGGAGGACAGGUACAGCGUCGCGGUGAUCCAGGUGACAUUCUACCGGCGAUUCUGGUUCUAUGUCACCUCCGCGUACCUGCCCACCAUCAUGCUCAUGCUCAUCAGCUACGCCUCGCUCUUCUGCAAGCGUGAGAACAGCGAUCUACGCGUUAUGAUGUCCCUCACGACGCUCCUGGUGCUGUACGCGCUCUACCAGCAGAUAUCGGAUGGGCUACCGCGGACCUCAUAUACUAAGGCCGUCGAUGUCUGGUGCUUUUUUGCCAUCACGCUUAUCUUCACGAAGGUCAUCUUCCACGUGCUGAUCGACGUGGUGGGCAAGAUUCAGCUGCGUCGGAAGCGGCAGGUGAUGGAGAGCGGCGGCCUCAGCAUGUGGACCGCGGUGGAGGAGAAGGCGCCGCAGGAGGGGGCCGACCGCCUCCUGCUGUGGGCGCGGGGCUGUUACGCGGCGGUGGUGCUGAUCUUCGUGGUGGUGUACUGGGCGGUGGUGCUGACCAAUAUGGACUACUGAGAGGGACGCUAACACCACUCAUACACCCCUUCGCUACACCACCACAAGAUACAACACCUCCAGACUUCACCAUUUCAAUACCAAUAUGGACCACUGAGAGGGACGCUAACACCAUCCAUACACCCCUUCGCUACACCACCACAAGAUACAACACCUCCAGACUUCACCAUUUCAGUACCAAUAUGGAGCAUGGAAGAGCCGAUAACACCACUCAUACACCCCUUCAGUACACCACCAGAAGCUACACCAUCACACCAUCCAACACUUCAUUAGACCGUCACAGGCUAUACCACUUCACGACAGACCACACCACUUCAGUAAACUACCACACCGCUACACCACAGAUAUUGUUCUUUACACCGCCCCAACACCAGUUCAUUAGACCAUCACAUGAUAUACCACAUCAGUACUUCACCACUUCAGUACACCACGUCAUAUGAUAUCUAUACCACCUAAUCGCUAAGCCACGACUUUCCUCCCCAAACAUGAAGCUUCGAAGUCCAGUGGUUAGCAUAGAUACACAAUGCUAUAAGGAGACUACAAAAGGCAAGAGGUUCUCCACGAUGCAGCUCCUGAGGCCGUAUACACAAGGCAGCUCCUGAUAUGACGGGUGUUGUGUCCCUCCUACCGAGUGUGUGUGUGUGUGUGUGUGUGAGAUGUGUGCCCAGCGAUCCGUCACAUCUUACAGUAGUCGGAGAGGGUACUGUCUGGCGAUCAAGAGCCUAUUACGUGAUCAGGCUAUAGUGAAUUAUGCCCCUUCCCAUUUCAGAGCCAUAGAUGCGCCGACACCCCAACCAGCAACCCCUCCCCUUAUACACACACCAGCACCCCCCCCCACACACACACCACCUAAAUAUAUAUUGUUACGACCGUUUCAAAUUCCCAACACGCAACACGGCGAAAGUUUAGUUACAACACGACACACACACACACACACACACACACACACACACACACAUAUGCCAAACCCCUUCUCUUGUGAUUUAGUCUUAGCAAUUAUUCUCAUCAUUAAUGUUAAGAUAGACCUACUUAUGAUAUAGCUGGAAUACUCCCAAAGAUUGCACGAUAAUAUAUAGAGUACAUUUAUUUUUCUUCUCAAUGUAUAAAAAAAAAGUAGUCAAAUAAAUGGAUGAAUAUA